CCCUCUCCCCCUCUCUCUCCUCUCUCUCUCUCAGUCUCCAGUGCGUAAAAUGGCGACGGCAUCGCCCGGUGCGAUCUCUGUGGCUUUGCCUCAACUGCUGCUCCUCAGCCUCGUCGCCUCCUACAGCUUCCCCUCCAACUACACGAUUCAGUACUGGGCUGGGAGGAUCGAACAGGAACUAGAUCGAGUCGUCCGGCAGGUCAGCGGGAUAAAAGAGCUCAAAACGCUGUACAAUGACCAUAAGCACCUGUUUGAGAUUAAGCAGAACAAUGCCAAGCAGUUGGUGGAAAGAGUUGCGGGUGAUAUCGAAAAACUCUUAGCCAAGAAGGUGGAGGCUCUUCAGAGACUGGCUAAGGCUGCAGAGGAGUUUCAGAGGGAACAUCGAUGGCAAGAUGACGUGAAGGAGGGUGACAAAGAUGAGGACGGUUCAGACGUGGACCAGAUUAAUCCGUUACAGUUAGAAUUCGUGGACGAUCCGAACUUCAAUGUGAAGGUCAAUUAUUCGUACACCGCAGUGCAGAUCCCAACUGACAUCUACAAGGGCUCGACGGUUAUCCUGAAUGAGCUGAACUGGACUGCUGCGCUGGAAGAUGUCUUUAAGCGUAACCGAGAUGAGGACCCCUCGUUGCUCUGGCAGGUGUUUGGAAGUGCCACAGGCGUCACCAGAUACUAUCCAGCUACGCCAUGGAGGCCACCUAAUAAGAUUGAUCUGUAUGACGUCCGAAGGAGACCCUGGUACAUCCAGGGAGCCUCUUCUCCCAAGGACAUGAUGAUUAUAGUGGAUAUAAGUGGCAGUGUCAGCGGGCUCACCCUCAAGCUGAUGAAGACUUCUGUCACUGAGAUGCUGGACACACUCUCCGACGACGAUUACGUAAAUGUCGCAUCAUUUAAUAAUGAAGUCAGUCCCGUGUCUUGCUUCAAGAACCUGGUUCAAGCCAACGUACGUAACAAGAAAGUUCUGAAGGAUGCCGUAUUCGAGAUGAUCGCCAAAGGAACAACAGAUUACACAUCAGGAUUCGAAUAUGCCUUCCAACAGCUGAAUGCCACUGUCCCCCGUGCAAACUGCAAUAAGAUGAUAAUGAUGUUCACCGACGGUGGAGAGGAUCGAGCUCAGGAAAUCUUUGAGACGCACAAUUGGCCUCACAAGACGGUGCGAGUAUUUACUUUCUCAGUUGGGCAACACAACUACGACGUCACACCUUUGCAAUGGAUGGCGUGUGCCAACAAAGGAUAUUAUUUUGAAAUUCCUUCCAUCGGAGCCAUCCGAAUCAACACCCAGGAAUAUCUGGACGUGUUGGGACGCCCCAUGGUGCUGGCAGGAAAUGAAGCCAAAAAUGUGCAGUGGACAAAUGUCUAUCAGGAUGCUCUGGGCCUUGGACUAGUAGUUACAGGAACGAUGCCGGUCUUCAAUCUUACAGUGGACAAUGGCCAACAGAAUCAGCUAAUUCUUGGAGUGAUGGGGAUUGAUGUCUCUCUCAAUGACAUCAAGAAGCUCACCCCUCGUUACAAUUUAGGGGCCAACGGAUACUUUUUUGCCAUUGAUCCAAAUGGGUACGUCCUCCUCCACCCCAACCUAAAGCCGAAGAUUAUAAAUUUCGGUGAGCCUGUUACUCUGGAUUUCCUGGAUGCUGAACUAGAAGACGCAAACAAGGAAGAGAUUCGGAAAAAUAUGAUUAAUGGGACAAGUGGAUAUCUUACGACCCGAACUCUUAUCAAAUCCCUGGAUGAAAGAUAUAUUGAUGAGGCAACUAGGACAUACACUUGGUCCACAGUGAAAAGUGCUGAUUACAGUCUGGCUCUCGUGUUACCAUCCUACAGCUCCUAUUACAUCAGCGCCAAGCUUACCGACCAGAUCCUGCAAGCUCAGUAUUUUGAAUCCCUGUUACCCAGCUCCUUUGAGACCGUGGGACAUGUAUUCAUUGCUCCCAGGGAAUACUGCAAGGAUCUCGUCAAGUCAGAAAACAACACAGAGUUAUUGCUCAAUUUUAUCAAUCUGAUGGAUAAGUACACCCCUGACUCCAAGAACUGUGAAUCUGACCUGAUCUACAACCUGAUACUGGAUUCCGGGAUCACAGCCAAACUAGUAGAUAAAGUCUGGAAGAAUUAUGACUUGCACACGCUGGGCUUACUCGCCGUUUUUGUGGCCACAGAUGGAGGAAUCACAAGAGUUUUCCCAGCAAAGGCAGCAGAAGAAUGGAGUGAAAGUCCAGAGCCCUUCAAUGCAAGCUACUACAGAAGAAGUCUAGACAACAAUGGAUUCCUCUUCAGUGCACCGUACAGAGAACCUAAUAAUGUGGAUCUGAUGGAUCUGAUGAAUAACAGCAUUGGGAUCCUGGUGAGCGCUGCUGUUAACCUCAGCAUCUACGGAAAGUCUCUGAAACCUGCAGUGGUUGGAGUGAAGCUGGAUUUCGAAGCGUGGGUCUCCAAGUUUAAAAUCUUAGCGAGUAAUCAAACCGACCCCGAUCAGAUUGAACCACGAAAGUGUGUACCGUCUUCAGACUGCGAGAUGGAUUGUGAUGUGAACAGCGAGGAAUUGCUUUGCGUGCUAAUUGAUGAUGGAGGCUUCCUGAUCAUGUCCAACCAGCCCGAACACUGGAGCCAGAUCGGUAUGUUUUUCAGCGAGGUCGAUGCGAGUUUGAUGAACACCCUCUACAACGGAUCGUUCUACACGAGGAAGGAAUCAUUUGAUUAUCAGUCUGUCUGUGGUCCUCCCCCUAACAGUGACACAGGGGCAGCACCCAGAUCCGUCUUUGUCCCUACAGUUGCAGAUCUGUUGAACCUGGCUUGGUGGAGCUCAGCUGCUGCUUGGUCAUUAUUACAGCAGUUUUUCUACGGCUUUACCAUCCAAACGUGGUUCGAAGCAGAUGAUGCUGUAGCAGACGGCGUGGAAGCUAAAGAGACGAGUUGCGUCACAAAGCAGACACAGUACUACUUCAGCAACAACAGCAGAUCCUACAGCAACAUAAUCGACUGUGGCAAUUGCUCCAGGUUUUACCACGCACAGAGGCUCGCCAACACCAACCUGAUCUUUGUGGUGGCGGAAAAGUUGAUGUGUAACCAAUGUGACCAAAGCAAGCUCAACCAAGCUGAAGUCCGAUCUGAUGGACCCGAACAGUGCGACCAGGUGCUGAAUCCUCGGUAUCGAAAAGGGCCCGAUGUCUGUUUUGAUUAUAAUCUAGCAGAGGAUUCCUCAGACUGCGGUAGAGGAGCCAUGUUGAAGCCCUCCCUCUGUAUCUUACUAGCUCUUCAGAUGCUGCUCCUCUCUUGGACUGCCUAUCUCAACCUCUCUCCCUGGGCCUGCAGCCUUUGAUUUAGGACCUUCUUGUAACUAGAUAUCAGUUGUGUGAUUCUCAUAGAUGAGGACUUCCCUGCCCUGGAAGCCUGAAUUCUCCUUCAUUCCAGUCUCACAUAUCCGUGUUGUUUGUGUGGUGGAGCUGCAAACUGUGUGUGUGGAGCUGGUUUUAUUGUGCUCGUUUGAACAACCAGUAUUUUCCUGGCAAGAUAAGUCAUGGGGAGAGAGAGCAGGAUUUUGUGACGAUUCUGCUUCUUUUGGGACGAAACCUUGACUUGAAUAAUAUCU
Molecule: messenger RNA, 3580 nt
Organism: Callorhinchus milii (elephant shark)
Lineage: Eukaryota; Metazoa; Chordata; Chondrichthyes; Chimaeriformes; Callorhinchidae
Gene: cacna2d2a
Product: calcium channel, voltage-dependent, alpha 2/delta subunit 2a
Exons: 37
Coding region: 50-3310 (1086 amino acids)
Cellular component (GO): voltage-gated calcium channel complex
Molecular function (GO): voltage-gated calcium channel activity
Source: RefSeq, a predicted model, not a curated record